Messenger RNA from Thlaspi arvense, 384 nucleotides. NCBI's taxonomy places the organism in Eukaryota, Viridiplantae, Streptophyta, Magnoliopsida, Brassicales, Brassicaceae. The record is from the annotation of a GenBank genome assembly.
CCACACUUUGAUCAACUCUUUAAAAGAACUGUAGCCUGGAAAAAAGCUUUGAUGGCACACCAAAAAUUGGGAAAACCUGAGAAACUGACUGACAGUGAGAAACCUCCCACCAGUAAAGUCUCGGCCAUGUUUGGAGGAACAAGAGAGAAAUGCAUAGGCUGCAAUAAUACUGUUACCCCACUGAAAAGUAAUCUGCCAAGUUGUUCAUUUAUACUUUAUUCAGUUAAGACUCAUAUAAAGAUUUCUGCCAUGGAGGGUGUGUUUAGUCCAUCCAACUACAUUGCACACGAGGGACGACUUUACUGCAAACACCACCACACCCAACUGAUAAAGGAGAAAGGCAACUUAAGCCAGCUUGAAGGUGAGAAGGACCCUGUCAACUAA